GGUGACAGUUCAUCGACACGUCAACCACACGGAAGUCUUUUCUAGCUGAACGAAGGACCGUAGUCUUAUCGAAAUGGGUGGUUUCUUCUCUAGCCUCUUCUCGGGCCUGUUUGGCACCAGGGAGAUGAGGAUUCUGAUCCUGGGUCUGGACGGCGCCGGAAAAACCACCAUACUGUACCGCCUGCAGGUUGGAGAGGUGGUCACUACAAUCCCCACCAUCGGCUUCAACGUUGAGACCGUCACAUACAGAAACCUGAAGUUCCAGGUGUGGGAUCUGGGAGGACAGACGAGUAUCAGGCCCUACUGGCGGUGCUACUACUCAAACACAGACGCAGUCAUCUACGUGGUGGACAGCAGCGACCGUGACAGGAUGGGCAUCUCCAAGUCUGAGUUGGUGGCCAUGUUGGAGGAGGAAGAGCUGAAGAAAGCCAUCCUGGUGGUAUUUGCAAACAAACAGGACAUGGACCAGGCGAUGACGCCCACUGAGGUGGCCAACUCUCUGGGCCUGCCCGCCCUCAAAGACAGGAAAUGGCAGAUCUUCAAGACCUCGGCCACGAAGGGCACAGGCCUGGAUGAGGCAAUGGAAUGGCUGGUGGACUCCCUGAAGAGCCGACAGUAAAGGCUUCCUCCCACUCUGUAUAUACUCCUGACCUUUGACCCUUCUGUAUGACGCCUUUGUGACUGACCCCUCCCCUGGACCCGAGAUUGCACUCCUUCCCACCUCAAGCCUUGGCCAAGCCCUCCCAAUGCCUAAAGCCUUUCAAGCCUGGGACUCUGAAGUGAAGGCUGCAGUAACGUCUGGAUUGGACACACCCAUACACACACAUUAUGCCCCCAUCUCUUUAAUGCUGGUGUCUUGCGUGAUGGUUUUAAAGCAACCUCAAUGAUAGACAAGUUGGUAUCUUUAUUUUUGUGUUUUAGAAAUGCAUAAAAAUGUGAAACACCUGUGAACAGACGUGUUAAAUGAAGCUACGAUUCUACUUCUAAUAGGUUAUCAUUGAUUAGAAAGAAUCUAUAUGUAAGGCUUUGUGAAUAUCCUAUUUACUAUAACCCUCUAGCUUUCUCAAAUAAGGUGUCUUUGCUGCAUCAGUUGGCUUCAUCUUCUAACAGAGGGGUCACGCUGUGAAGCCUGAACAUGUCCAGUAGGUCCACCAGGAGGCAGUGUUUCCCCAAAAAGACACAAAUAUCAGGAGUCAGUGAGAGCUAAGUCUUGCUUCUGAUUUGAGGAAACAUCACUACGAUCGGCUGCAUUGCAAACUCAUUAGACAAUUGUAUUACCGUAUGCUGGACUAGCCAAGCAGCAUUGAAUGUCAAUAUUUAGUGCAGCACAUUUUCAAUCCAACAUAUCUCUAUGUAAACAGUCUGCUGGCUUGUAUGAAAUGUUUGUGGUUUUUUUCUUAGAAAUUUGGGCACUGGUUUUAAAAAAAAAAAAAAGUACUCCAUUUCCCACUAUGUGUCCUCUGGCCGAGUGUUACUGCAGCCUGGGCUGUUUUUGUACAAUACCGUCAGGCAGAUACAAUGUCAUGGAUUUCUAUUGUAGUUUUCUCCUCCUGUUCAUUUGUGUUGUUCCCACUAUUUUUUAAAUAAGUAGUUAAAGCCUUUUUUUCAUUGAAAUCCUUGAGUGCAGCUUUGGCAUAUUAGUCAUCGAGUUACUGAACACUAACUGUAUGCUCAAAGUUUUAUGGUUGCAUAUUUAUAUCUGCUUGUACAGUGAAAAUGAUUCUCAGUAAAGAUUGCUAUCAGUGAUUGUA
Messenger RNA from Trematomus bernacchii (emerald rockcod), 1751 nucleotides. RefSeq names its product ADP-ribosylation factor-like 1 (gene arl1). NCBI's taxonomy places the organism in Eukaryota, Metazoa, Chordata, Actinopteri, Perciformes, Nototheniidae. Gene Ontology annotation, molecular function: GTPase activity; GTP binding. The transcript has 6 exons. Gene Ontology annotation, biological process: intracellular protein transport; vesicle-mediated transport. Bases 74 to 619 code for a protein of 181 amino acids. Gene Ontology annotation, cellular component: Golgi apparatus; cytoplasm. The record is from RefSeq and is a predicted model, not a curated record.